AUGGGCUGCAUUUGCUCAAGAGAUUCCUCAGGACCAGAAGAUAGCAGUCAGAAAGAGUCUAGAACGGGAAAAGAUGUGAACAAAUCAUCAGUUCAAUUGGUUGCUCCUUCUCCCUCUAAAGGAGAGGAUUUGUUGUCAGAGAUUAAGUUGUCAAGGCAGGCAUCUAAAGCAAAUGGAGGUUCUGUUCAUAAAGCAAAGGCCAAUGGAGGUUCUGUUCAUAAAACAAAGGCCAAUGGAGGGUCUGUCCAUCGAGCAAGGGAGGACGAUGAAUCCAUUAAGCCUGCAAAAGCAAAAGCAGAUAAUACUUCGGCAGCUGGAAGAAAGCCCGACAUUUUUAGGUUAGCUAGCUUGUCUAAAGUUGCAGAAGCUGAAUAUGUGAUGGCUGGAUGGCCUUCAUGGUUAGCUUCUGUUGCUGGAGAAGCCAUUAAAGGGUGGGUUCCCCGCCGGAUUGACUCCUUUGAGAAGUUAGAAAAAAUUGGACAGGGAACUUACAGCAGUGUAUAUAAAGCCCGAGACCUUGAAACUGGAAAAACUGUGGCAUUGAAAAAAGUGAGAUUUGUAAAUAUGGAUCGAGAAAGUGUCCGUUUUAUGGCCAGGGAAAUCUAUAUUUUGCGUAAACUUGAUCAUCCAAAUGUUAUGAAGCUUGAGGGUUUAGUUACUUCCAAAAUGUCGGGUAGCUUGCACCUUGUUUUCGAGUACAUGGACCAUGACCUUGCAGGCCUUGCUUCAGCUCCUGGACAUAAGUUUUCUGAGGCUCAGAUUAAAUGUUAUGUGCAACAAUUGAUGCAAGGACUCGAACACUGUCAUAGUCGAGGAAUUCUGCACCGAGAUAUCAAAGGUUCAAAUCUUCUCAUUGACGAUAAUGGUGUGCUCAAGAUUGGAGACUUUGGUCUAGCUACCUGUUUUCAACCUGAUCAAAAGCAGCCAUUGACCAGUCGGGUGGUGACAUUGUGGUACAGGGCACCUGAGCUUUUGCUUGGUGCUACUGAAUAUGGACCCGCCAUAGAUCUCUGGAGCUGUGGCUGUAUCGUUGCUGAACUAUUUGCUGGAAAGCCUAUUAUGCCGGGAAGAACAGAGGUGGAACAAAUGCACAAAAUUUUUAAGCUCUGUGGUUCACCGUCUGAGGAGUUCUGGCGGAGAACAAAGUUGCCACUUUCAACCAGCUUCAAACCUCAACACCGUUAUAAAAGCUGCAUUUCUGAAACAUUCAAAAGUUUCCCUCCUCCAGCUCUGGCUCUUGUUAAUAAACUACUUGCUAUUGAACCAGAGCACAGAGGAUCCGCUACCGAAGUUCUCAGAAGUGAGUUUUUCAGAACAGAACCUCUCCCUUGUGACCCUUCAAGCUUACCAAAAUAUCCUCCAAGCAAGGAAUUCGAUGCAAAGCUCCGGAAUGAAGAAGAAAGAAAGAGAAAAGCAGAAGCUGUGAAGGGACAUCAUCCCGAAUCAGUAAGAAGGGGCUUGAGAGACAACAAGGCUGCUCCGACUCCCGAGUUCAACACUCAAGGAGACUAUACGAUUAAGGUACACCCGAUUGCUAAAAAGAUGAGUAUGAAAUACAACCCUCAAGAGGACGGUGAGCCUCCUCGAGUUGCUCAGAGUCGGUACACCCACUCAACAUCUAUGGUGCACCCGACUAUUGCAAGUUCAUGGUGUAAGCCCACCGGGGCAUCAAGAAAUUGUGCAGAUUUGAGGACACAGAAAUCUCAGAUGCAUCAGACAGUGGGCGAUUCGGCAACCUCUUCGCUUACGAAGGAGGACGGAGUGUGUACUAAAGAUUCUGGAAUGGGAUAUGUGCAAAAGAACAGAAUACAUUACUCGGGACCGUUAGUGCCUGCAGGAGGAAGCAUUAUUGAAGACAUGCUGAAAGAGCAUGAGAGACAAAUCCAGCAGGCUUUUAGAAAGGCGAAGACGAAUAAGAGUUAUGAUGAGCUUUAAAAGAAUCCAAGCAAGUUUGGUAGAGCAUCAUCAAAGGUAGAAGAAGGCUGUGGUCUCUCAAACUGUGAGUGCUGCACUUUUGUGUGUAAAGAAGAAUGAACCAUGAAAUAUUAAUAGUAGCGUUGUAUAUAAUAUAAGAAGCUACAAUAAGGUUUGAAAAUUAAAUAUACCCCAAAAGUAGAAGAGAAGAGAAGAGAAGAGAAGAGAAGAGAAGAGAAGAGGUAAUUGUUGAUAAGGGUCACAGGGGAGGGAGGGGGGAUACAUAGAAAGAGGAUUGAUUGUGUAGUUGUUGCCACAAUACUUAGGGUGGGGAAUUUGUUUGUUGUAAAGAGUGAGUGAGUGAGGGAAAGGGCUUCAUAUCAUAACAUCAUUCAAUUAAUACCUAAUUUUACACAUCUUUUCCUA
Messenger RNA from Cucurbita pepo subsp. pepo (vegetable marrow), 2340 nucleotides. Its product is annotated as putative serine/threonine-protein kinase At1g54610. NCBI's taxonomy places the organism in Eukaryota, Viridiplantae, Streptophyta, Magnoliopsida, Cucurbitales, Cucurbitaceae. Gene Ontology annotation, biological process: positive regulation of transcription elongation by RNA polymerase II; protein phosphorylation. The record is from RefSeq and is a predicted model, not a curated record. Gene Ontology annotation, cellular component: cyclin-dependent protein kinase holoenzyme complex; nucleus. Gene Ontology annotation, molecular function: RNA polymerase II CTD heptapeptide repeat kinase activity; ATP binding.